This is a messenger RNA of Mizuhopecten yessoensis (Yesso scallop), 1608 nucleotides long. RefSeq lists its product as uncharacterized. Bases 1 to 1608 code for a protein of 535 amino acids. Lineage: Eukaryota; Metazoa; Mollusca; Bivalvia; Pectinida; Pectinidae. The transcript has a single exon. The record is from RefSeq and is a predicted model, not a curated record.
AUGGCCGAACGGGAUUUGGUAAAUAUAAACACGGCAACAGAGAUGGAAAUGAGGCAACUUCCAGGCAUAGGGCCGAAGAGAGCGGCCAGAAUUAUGGAAAUACGGGAGCAAUGUGGGUACGUUUCAAUGCCCCAAUUUACGGCGGUUUUUCAUGGAAGAAAGCUGGACAGGGACCUGGUAAAUCUUAUAGAUUUUGAGGACAAUAUCCCUGGGCCGGAGGAUCAACAUUCUGAGUCACAUAAUUUAAGGGACCUGCUAGGACAAGUACCAGCUAUGGGUACUAUCACACCCCAACAAGGGACGCAGGACCUAGGGCGCUCAUUACCGAAGGAACCCCCACAAACAGCCCCGAUAAUGGCUCCUACCCAGGUUGCCCCAUCCCGUGUUACCCAACCCAAGGUGGUCCCACCCCAGAUAGCUGCACUCAAUGUUCCCCAAACCCGUGUUACACCCACCAUUAUGUAUGGUGCAGGUAGGGAGGCUGAUACCCGUUACCAGGAUGUGGAGGAUAGUACUGACAACGGAGUUGACCCAUGGUCACCAUUAAAUCUACCGGGUAAGCAGUUGAGACGUGCACGAAACCCAUAUAUGGCCGAUUUCCCCAAGGUUCCAGACAGGACCCAAGUUCCUGUAGUAGGGGGAGAGGGAGUCAGACAUAGGGUGAGGUCAAAACAUGGGGUGAAACAGGAGAUGGUGGAGCACAGCGCAGCUGAAUCAGGAUAUUCCUAUACAUCAGGUUCCAUCAGCGUGCAUGAAAUGUAUCAGGAGCUGAUAGGAAUGCGAAGCAGUAGUUUGGCGUUUAAGGAUAACUUCCAGCACCAGUCUAGUUGUCCGUCUAGUCCAACUGUUUACCAGGACAUGCCAGUGAGGACCCUGAGUAACCUUGACAAGGUCAAGCAGCAACAUGACAUUAGACAGUAUGCAUCAAGUAGGUGCUCGAGGUCAUCAAGGUCAAGGUCGCCGGAUGUAGUUCCUACUCAUAGGAAACAUGUAGGGGCCCCUGGUACACAGAUGGUAUCAUCUAGGCAUAGAAGAGACCACAAAAGGUCACAGGACAGCAGUGAUGGCCGAGAUUUGGUAUCAGACCGGACACGAGGGAAACAGUAUGAGGGGAGACACAGGGGUAAUCAACACAAAUACAGAACCCCGUCAAGGUCACCCUCGCCUUCGGGGUCAUUAUAUGACACGAGGUCAAAAUCCAGGUCGAAGCCAUCAGGGAGGCAUGCUGGGAAGUCCUCAAGGACGCCAUCAAGGGACGGACAUGGCCGUAGACAUAGUCCUUCUAGGAUGGGACAUGGCUCUUAUAGAGCUAAAUCUCGUCACUGCCAGUCACGUAAGCAUUACAGCUCUGAUUCUGAUUCACAGAGCCCUUAUAGAGGCUAUCGGAACAGAAAAGAUAGGUCGCAUUCCAGACAUCGACAUGGACAACGUCGUCAUGAUCGUGAGGCGAGAGAGAGAUCAAGGUUUUACUUUGAUUCAUCAGCUACCUCUAGUGACGGCGACUAUUCGGAGGAAUACCAGGGACAUUCAUCCAAAAGGGGAAAUCCUAUGAGAAUACCCAAAAAUUUGAAGUUCGAUGGUAAGAGUAAUUGGCUGUCCUUCAAGUAG